GCGGGCCCGAGGGGCAGUUGGGGCAGCAGCAGGGACGGGAGACGGCCGGAGCCCCGCGUGACGCCCCUCGCUUGGUCCAAAGGCAGCUUUCGGUUCGGCACACGGAGACCCCGGCUCGGGCUUUUCCUCGAAAGCCACCGUCCUGCCCUUGGCUUCCGAAGACAAAAGAGCCCGGAGGACGGACACGCUGGGGGCGCUGCGGCCGGCCACUGCUGGCCGGCGCCUACCACGCCGUGGUGCUGCUGGACGAGCGCAGCGCCGCCCUGGACGGCGCCAAGCGCGACGGCACCCUGGCCCUGGCCGCCGGCGCGCUCUGCCGCGAGGCGCGCACCGCGCAGGUCUUCUUCCUCAAAGGAGGAUAUGAAGCUUUCUCCGCUUCCUGCCCGGAGCUGUGCAGCAAGCAGUCGACCCCCAUGGGGCUCAGCCUUCCCCUGAGUACUAGUGUCCCUGACAGCGCCGAGUCCGGGUGCAGUUCCUGCAGCACCCCACUCUACGACCAGGGUGGCCCAGUAGAGAUCCUGCCCUUCCUGUACCUGGGCAGCGCCUACCACGCUUCCCGCAAAGACAUGUUGGAUGCCUUGGGCAUCACUGCCUUGAUCAACGUCUCAGCCAAUUGUCCCAACCACUUUGAGGGUCACUACCAGUACAAGAGCAUACCCGUGGAGGACAGCCACAAGGCAGACAUCAGCUCCUGGUUCAACGAGGCGAUCGACUUCAUAGAUUCCAUCAAGAACGCGGGAGGAAGGGUGUUUGUCCACUGUCAAGCGGGCAUUUCCCGGUCGGCCACCAUCUGCCUGGCGUACCUCAUGAGGACUAACCGGGUCAAGCUGGACGAGGCCUUUGAGUUUGUAAAGCAGAGACGGAGCAUCAUCUCGCCCAACUUCAGCUUCAUGGGCCAGCUGCUGCAGUUCGAGUCCCAGGUGCUGGCUCCGCACUGAACGGCAGAGGCGGGAAGCCCCGCCAUGGCCGUGCUCGACCGAGGCACCUCCACCACCACGGUCUUCAACUUCCCCGUCUCCAUCCCUGUGCACCCCACGAACAGUGCUCUGAGCUACCUGCAGAGCCCUAUCACCACCUCUCCCAGCUGCUGAGAGGCUGGGGAGGCCAGGACCUUGUCACCUACCAGGACUCCAGGCUCCUUGCUGAGAGGAGGAAUGCGUUAACUCCAGGGAGGGGGCUCGUGAGGGCUGGUCCUUAUUUAUUUAAUUGCACCCUAGUUCCACUGGGUUCCUAAGUGGUCAAAGUGAUGACUUGGCGUCAAGACGUCGCUGAACUCAGCACAUUCGGGACCAAUGUGUAGGGGUGCAUCAGGCCCCUCUGACAAAACAGGGCAGAAGAGAAAGGACUCUGGGAGCAAGUUUCUUUUUGCUUGCCUCUGUUUCUUCGUAGAAACUUUAUGCUUGACACACCUGCCAGUAUUACCAUUCCCGACGACACAUACACGUAUGAGAAUAUACCUUAUUUAUUUUGGGGGAGGCGACCUGCCUUCACAGACGUCAGUGUCUACUCCUAGAAGAACCAAAUACCUCAAUUUUUGUGUUUGAGUACUGUACUCUCCUGUAAAUACACCUUCAGCAGGUUCGUUUCAGCACUGAUGCAGAAACACCAGUGUUGGUCUUGGUUUUUUUUUUUUUUUUUAGUUGCCAACAGUUGUAUGUUUGCUGAUUAUUUAUGACCUGAAAUAAUAUAUUUCUUCUUCUAAGAAGACAUUUUGUUACAUGAGGAUGACUUUUUUAUACAACAGAAUAAAUUAUGGCAUUUCUACUGACA
Messenger RNA from Tupaia belangeri chinensis (Chinese tree shrew), 1770 nucleotides. It is a transcript of the gene DUSP1, whose product is annotated as dual specificity phosphatase 1. The record is from RefSeq and is a predicted model, not a curated record. Gene Ontology annotation, molecular function: MAP kinase tyrosine/serine/threonine phosphatase activity. Gene Ontology annotation, biological process: endoderm formation; protein dephosphorylation; negative regulation of p38MAPK cascade. NCBI's taxonomy places the organism in Eukaryota, Metazoa, Chordata, Mammalia, Scandentia, Tupaiidae. Gene Ontology annotation, cellular component: nucleus; cytoplasm.